Messenger RNA from Tachysurus vachellii, 31278 nucleotides. RefSeq names its product spectrin repeat containing, nuclear envelope 2b (gene syne2b). Gene Ontology annotation, biological process: signal transduction. The transcript is spliced from 127 exons. NCBI's taxonomy places the organism in Eukaryota, Metazoa, Chordata, Actinopteri, Siluriformes, Bagridae. Gene Ontology annotation, molecular function: protein binding. The record is from RefSeq and is a predicted model, not a curated record. The coding region runs from base 161 to 30598 and encodes 10145 amino acids. Gene Ontology annotation, cellular component: membrane.
GUGUCGUGUGUCACGCGCACUAAACUGGGCUUUAUUCACAGCAGCGUUUGCAGUUCAUGUUUAUUGGAAAGUGGAAACUUUAACUUAAUUCGGACCUUUUUCACAUAUUUACACCAUGUGUUAGUGGAGAUCAGAUUCGUUCUGUCCUUUUGAGGUCGUCAUGGCAUCGGAAAGGACCGCUGAGGAUCCAGUCAUAGAACGUAGUUCCCUCCCACUGGACAUCGACGAUGUUCACGUACUGCUUCAAGUGGAGCAGGAACAGAUUCAGAAGAGAACCUUCACCAACUGGGUGAAUGCACAGUUAUCAAAGAGGAGGCCUCCAGUGGUCGUGCUGGACCUUUUCAACGAUUUUAGAGAUGGAUCCAGACUGCUGGACCUUCUGGAGGUGAUGUGCAGCCAGAGGAUGAGUCGAGAGAAGGGCAAAGGUGUGUUCCAGCACAGGACAAACAUCGAGAAAGCCCUGGCCUUCCUGAGGGGGAAAUCUAUCAAGCUGGUUAACAUAAACGUGCCUGACAUCAUGGACGGCAAACCCUCCAUCAUCCUGGGGCUGAUCUGGACCAUCAUCAUGCACUUCCAUAUAGAGGAGUUGGCUUGCACACUGUCCUUCAGUUCUCGCCAGUCUUCUCUGGAGUCGUUGGCCAGUCUGGAUACUCGCUCGACGAGCAGCAGUGCACGCAACAGCCCGGUGCCACCGCAUGGGUCACCGUUACACACACGCUUCAGGAUCUCCGCUAAAAAAGCCCUGCUGCUCUGGGUCAGAGAGCAGUGCCACAAGGCUGGCUGUACUCUGAACGUGAAGGACUUUAAGGCGAGUUGGAGGAGCGGCGUGGUGUUCUUGGCCAUCCUCUGCGCUCUGAGGCCAGACGUGGUGAGUUUAUCCAAAGCCAGAAGCCAAAGCAACAGACAGAACCUGGAGGAGGCGUUCCACAUCGCAGAGAGAGAGUUACAUAUACCUCGCUUACUGGAUCCAGCAGAUGUGGACGUGAGAGACCCAGACGAGAAGUCCAUAAUGACGUACGUGGCUCAGUUUCUCCAGUACACCAAAGACACCCCAGCUUCCGAAGAGGACAUGCAGGUUCAGUAUCUCACUCCUACUUCACGUGCCUCUCCGGUGAAUCUGCCCUGUAACUUCACUCCUGCUGUCGCAGCCUCUCCAUCCCGACAGACCUCGUCUACACAGAAAGUCCAGGAGGUGACGUGUUGGCUGGAGCAGGCAUAUCAGGAGCUGCUGGAGGGAUGGGAGUCCACCGAGGGAGAAAGCUACGCUGAGAGAUACCACGUGUUCCAGACUUUCGUGGUGUCCUUUAACGAGCAGCGGCGGCCCGUUAUGCCGUUGCUGACUGCGAUGAAGAGGACGACGAAGCUUAGCGAGGAGCAGCGAGCUCUCCGACAUGCUUGGGAUUCUCUGGCUGAAAAGCUGCGUGAGUAUAAGACAGAGUUAGACCUGAGUCUGCCUUCUCCUCUGGACGCCGUGGGACGCUGGUUACUGAGGGCCGAGGAGACCUUGGCUGAUGGUGAUGAUAAUUGUCAAGACCAUGCAAGAGCUGCUCAGGAGGCCCGUGAGAAACAUGAAAUGUUUAAGUCCUGUCUGGAGGAGAUGCCUCGACACAUGAAGACGUUCCAGGUGUUCCGGAAUAAGGACGAGUACGGAGAAACGGCGGUUCCUACCGACAAACUGGAGGAGAUAAAGAGAAGGUUCACUACUGUUCGUGUCAGCGCUAAAUAUCACGGUAUAAGACUCGAUUACCAGGAUCUCAGACACACAGUGUUAGAUCUGCUGGCUCAGCUGAACAUCAAGCUACGCACUUGGAAAAGAGGAUACGUUUCCCAGGAGGCCGUGCGGGUCCUGCUGAAGGACUGGAACGAGACCGUCAACAAGCAGGGACUGCCUUCUAUGCUGGAAGAAACUCUUCGCAAGCUCAGACACAUCGCUAACAAAUAUACCAGCAAGUCUGCUUUGGCGGGCGACUCAAACCGUGUAAGUAAUCAGAUGAAAGAUAUAGAGACAGAGACCGCAGCGAUAUUUGAAGAGGUGAGGAUGGUGAAAGGCACGAUAUCACGCACGCUAACGGCUUGGGACUCCUACUGCGACUCUUACACCUCAUUACACGCCUGGCUGGAGCAGGGAUCUCAGACAUACAGACACGGACAGCAAUCCGAAGUGACUAUAGACAUGAUGUCCGAGUGGAGCUCUUGUAGGGAGCGGCUAAACGAAGUCGGGAACUACCUGACGGACGUCACGGAUCCACAGACCAGCCGCUCAGUUUCUGACAAUCUCUGCAGGAUUAACCUGAUGUGGGCCGAUUUUGUCAGAAGAACCCAGUUCGAACUCGUCGAAGAACCGAGUGUAACUUCUCAGUCUCUCCAGGGUUUGAUUAGAGAGGCCACACAACUCCUUAAGGAACCGGUGGAGGUGCUAUCAGGAUCACUUCGAACGUACAGGAAGAGACUUCAGUUCAUGAUGAAGAAAAUACAGGAUGUGGAUCUGGAUUCUCUCUCUCCAUCACUCGAGUUCUCAACUGAAACUCUAAGCAAAUUCAAGCAGGCCAUUCCAGAGGUGCUGCGGACGCUCUGCGAGGCCAUGCAAGUGUCUGAAGAGUUGCAGCAAACCGUGUCGAGUCUGGACGGUCGUCUGGCCGAACUUAUACACUGGGAGGCCGAAGUCAGAGAAUUUUAUGAGCUCCUAAAGGAUAAAUCACACCGACUGCAAAGGGAGCAAGACUCGAGGACACGGUCACUGAUUUCUAGAGGUCUACAGCUAGAAGGCCAGGUGGUGAUGGAAGAGCAGGACCUGCAGGAGAUGGUGAUGUCACAUCAGAAGAACUCACCACUACAGUACCUCAUGGCCUCUACCAUGCAGGACAGGGUCCGUUCGACAGUCACGCAAUCACAGGAAGCUGUUGGGAUGCUCAGCUCCUUGGGCAUUCGCAGAGAUCGAAGCCCUACAGGACAUCAGCCUCCGCGAAAGGUUUUCGUCCAGGAACAAACGGUUACAAAACCCGAAACGCAGCCUCAGACGGUACCUAUGAUCGUCGUCCAGGAAUACCAAGAAGAGAAGAGUCAAAUCCAACAAGUAGCAAAAUCACAGUUAAGCCAAGAGUCAGUAAAAGACCUUUUACUUCAGAGUAAACCUGAAGCCCAUGCACAACAACAGGUUCUAACUGAAGUCAAGCCACAGGCUAAUCUAGUAGAUGUUGUAGCCUUUGGGGAAACGAAGAGAAAAAUACCAAGUAAUACCAAAGAAACCAUGGAAUCUCAGUCAUAUCACCUGGAUACGAAACAAACACAAAAGCAAAUCCAUCCAGCACCUCUGAUUGCGCAUGAGGAACCAACACAACCACAGAUGCAAUCGGACUUUCAGCAGCAAACCCAGGGUCAGCAGCAGCAGAUGCAUAAACAGGAACAGGGUACAAGUCAACAGCAAGCCUUGUUCCAACAAUCAGUAAAGGUAAGAAAGUCUCAGAAACGUGCUGACAAUCGGCCUUGGUUACAUCAGAAGGUCCAAGCAGAGGGUAAACCAAGUUCACCACAGCCCAAUGUUAUUGCCACUGCCGUGUCUAAAGCUUCAGAACCUACAGCAGACACAGUCCAGGCACAAGCGAAAGUGACUUGCAUCCAACAACAGAAGCCUGUCACGGUUACCACCAGUGAUGCAUCUCAGGCACAAGUUUCUGCAGCAGACGCAAACCAAUUUCAAGCCAAAAAGGUUACACAGACACAAGCCAAAAUGACUCAAGCCCAGCAACAACAGUCUGUACAGCAGGCCAAAGUGAUUCAAGCCCAGCAACAGAACCCUAUGACUGUUGUUUCCAGUGUUGCAUCUCAAGUCACUGAAGUACAGCAACAGCAAUCUGUCAUGCAAGUGACACAAACCAAAGUGGGUCAAGUCCAGCAACAGCAGCCUGUAACGCAAGCUAAAUUGGGUCAAGUCCACCAACAAUCCCCUGCCUCUGAAAUGCUAGUAAAAGAACCAAAAGUACCAGCUACGGUGCCUGUUAAAUCACAAAAACAAUCUCAGGCUACGACUAUCCAACAACAUCCACAACCGUUCACAGCCACCACAUUUAACCACCCACCAACAAAUCUAUCACAGAUGCAGUUACCAGGCAUGACUCAAAUGCAACGACCAGGCAUGACUCAGACCCAACCUCCAAUUAUGUCUGAAACUUACCAAUAUCUGCCAGCUAUGGGGAAAGAAAGUCAAACCUUAAUACAUCCCUCAACACCAAUUCAACCUCAAAUAAUAAUUCAAAGGCAGCCAAACCCAGUUGCAGCCCACUCUUUACCCCAGCAAGCAAUAUCUCCCAAUCAAUCUCAAGGUGUAACUGCAACGCCAGCCAAGACCAAAAGUACAGCUCCUAUCCAACCACGCAUAAUUACUAUGCCAAAGAACCAACCAGAAUUCUAUAAACCAUCUCAAUCCCCACCUCAAACAAUGGGCUUGGGUCAAACUUAUGGCAACGUUCAACUAAGACCGCAGCCCCACAUCCAGCAGCCUCAGUGGAGACCGAUCGUGCCUGACAUAAUGACACAGAGUUAUAACGAAGCCCCUCACCAGGGUUUCAUACCAUCCCACAUGCCACCCCAGAUGCAAAUUCAGAGCCAUACACAGUCACAAGGUGUCACACAAACUCAGCAAUGGGGGCCAUUAAGAGGAGGUCUGAUGACACAGACUUACCCCAAUGUCCAGGGUUUAGAUCGUGUGCAGCCAUAUACUCAGGCUCAAGGUUACUCCAUUUCUCAACCACAGUGUCAGCAGUGGGGCCAAUUCCAAUUUGAACCAACAGUGCAGCCUUAUUCACAAAUAAGCCAUCAAAGCCCAGUUCAGUCAUUUGUAUCACCACAGCACAGGCAACCUGUCAGACAGUCGAACAUGGUCAGCCAAAAUUACCCAAGGGUUCACAUGUCUGAAUACCCUCAAGUCACUCCGAGACCACAGAGCCCUCCUCAGGAAUGGGCUGUGCAACCAGGGCCACAAACCCAAUUUAAAUUUAUGAACAUGCUUCCUCAAUCAGUGGCUAAUACACCUUGGAUCCAACCACCAUCCCAAGCCCCAGUAAGACCUCAAGGUCCUGCUCCUCAAAGUCAACAGCAGCAGUGGCCACAAAACAGGCCUGAGGUUUCAUUUCAGUUUCAGAUUCAGAGCCAAAGUUUGCAGUCACAGCCUCAGCUCCAGGUUUUGCAAACGCCAAAGUCUCCAAAGCAGCAGCGAGCACAACAGCAGUCAGUUGUUCAGGUCAAAUCUCCAGCCUUGACUUAUGUAAGACCACAAGGUCCUGCUCCACAGCAGCCCGCAACUGACCAGCAGCAAUGGCCUCAAUACAAGGCUGACCCUCCGUUCCAAAUUCAGACCCAGAGCCAAACUUUUCAGUCACAAUCUCAGCUCCAAGUUUUACAAAAGCCACAGUCACCAGAACACGAGCAACCCCAACAGUACUCAGUUGCUCUGAUCAUACCUCCAGCCCAGGUAGAGGCUCCUCCACAGAUCUGUUCAGAGGCUUAUUCAAAAGCAGAGGAAUUGGCAAAGAACAAGCUUGAAAAUGCCAAGCGCCGCCUUAAAGAGCACGUUCUAGAGGCUUUCAACGUAUUCAAGGGCAAGAAGAUAACUCAGGAGAAGGAACCUCUCGAUCCUGAGCUUCUGAAGGAAUUUCUGAGGGCUGUACAAGAAAUGGAGGCUUUCUGCACCUCGUCUCAGCUCAGAGAAAUGGAGCUCUUUGCUCAGUCUGUCAGAACUCAGUGGGAGGCUUGCUUCUGUACUAAGAGCGGUCUAGUUCUGACCGAACAGCAGCUGGAGGCCCUGAAGCAGUUGUGUGAAAUAUUAAGUCCUGAAGAUGCCAACAAACUGGCACAGGCUCAGCUCCGGGAACACGAGUCGACACCCCCUGCCAUCCAGUGUCAGUCCAGAGGAGAUGACGACGUGAGGCCAACAGACUGUGGUGUGUUUGUAGAGCAGACAAAAGAGGCAUCUCUACAGAACACUGCCCUUCCAGAGAAGCCUGUGGAAAUCACUACUCAGACCUGCCCCGUCACAGCUCAACAGCCAAAAACAGUGGAGAAGAAAGAGAUACUAAAGCAGAUUAGCACAGAAGAGGACAGGUACAGAAGCUCCAGGUUCGCCCUGCAAGCUCAGCUGAAUAGGAACGAGCAGAACAUGCUGGGAGAUCGUCCCUCCGGGUCAGCCACAGCUACAGACCUACAAAAGAGACUCCGAGAGCUAAAGGCUUUGCAGGACGAGACAGAGACUUUAUGGUCAGAGUACGAUGUGCAGUGCUCCCAGUGUUCUCAGGUCAACGAGAGAGCGGUGGAGCAGGACCGAUCCGAGCUCACGGUCAAGUGGAGGGAGCAGAGAGUGCAGCUACAGAGGAGGGUCGAUUCUCUUGGUUCAGCGCUGGAACUCAUGGAUUCCAUCGAGCACCACGUUGCGGAAAUUUCCGAGCGUCUCGACAAGUUCAUCAAGGAACCCAAAGAUGUUAAAGGCUACAUGCUGAUUAACGCAAACAUCCUGAAAGAUGUUAAGGACUUGGAUGAGAGUAUACAGACGCAGAUGGACCGCCUCACUCGUUUUGACUCAGAACCGAGCCACCUGGACCUACGUGACCGCUCUCCCCUCACACAGCUGGUGCUGAAGCACCGAUCCAGCCUGGAUCGUCUCCGGCAGCAAGUACGCAAGAGUGAGGCGGCAGCUCGUGCCCUAGACCGCUUCCUUGUAUCGCUGCACACUUUGGAUCAGGAUGUCUUACACAUGCAUAGCGCCCCCUCUGCCGAUGUAACAGCACUGCAAGACAGCAGGACCAAGUUAGCUCUGGUCAGAAAAGGAGCAGCAAGCCUAAGUGAUAAAGCACCACAGCUGGACCAGCUCCUUGGAGGAGCCCAAAUGGUGGUGACACAAGAGGGAAACUCUGUGACCUGUCUGGACAUGGUGGCGGUCCUGGUGCAGAAAGUGGAGGACGUCGAUGACAAGCUCGUUAUCCGGCAGGAAGAACUUCAGCAAGAGCAGCAGAGCAAGGGACUCGGGAUGAGGAAGAGGACUCUGCUGGCAGAGGUGAGGAAGGUACAGGGGGCGGCAGAGAAGCAGGGGUUAAAGGAGCCCACCAUGCCGGCCGUACAGCACAGGAUUCGUGCUUUGUCAGAUCUGGAGGUGCAGAUGAACUCUCUCCGUCGGGAAUACGAGAGUAUCAGGGAAACAGCUUCGAAACUAUUUCCAAACACAGUGCAGCGUGAUGAGACGGAGACCGUUUGGGAGGAGACAGAGAGAGCCGUUGCUGAAAGGCAAGAACAGUGCAGCACCCUGAUGGACCUGUUGAAGAAGUUUCAGAGCUGUCGGUCUUUCCUGGGCAACAUCCUUCAGAGGGCGGAGCAAACCAUCAGCGAGCAGGCGUCGUACAUGAGUAAAGACAACCUCCAGCGCCUCAUAGCCAGGGUGUGUGGGAUAAAGGAGGACCUGAACGGCCUCGGACCAAAGAUCGAGGAGUUCAGGGCUGUGUGUAGGCAGCUGCAGUCUCAGCUAAAGAAACUCCCAGACUGCUCAGAAACUCCAUUUGAAGCCGAGGCAGAUGCUCUGGUAGACUCCUGGCUGGAUGUCUCAGAGAAGACAGACAGCUACCUAGACAGCCUGCGCAUGGGUUUGGAGGUGUGGGAGAAGCAGCUUAUUCUCGGUGAAGAGAUAGAGGUUUGGGCUACUGCUAAACUGAGUCUUUUUGUAGAGUCUCACCCAUUCAGCAGCGAGAAAGAGGUCUUCGAAAUGAAGGAUGAAAUUCAGACGCAGGAACGGAGCAUCGAACAGUUUCUCAGGAAGUCGCUGGAGAUCCAGGAGCUGCUGCAGAGCAAAGAAGCUCCCCUGGAGCUACAGGUCAUGGAGACUUCUCUGAGGAAGAAGACGGAGCAGGUCAAGGAGCUUUUCGACAGCCGUACCGACGUCUUCCAGGAGCUGCUGAGCGUACGAGAACGUCUCCUGCAGCGGACCGACGCUUGUCAGACAGCCAUUCAAAGAAUACACUCCUCAGUGAGGAUGCUCUGUGCCGACAGCAGAGAGCUGCUGCAACAGCAUCUACAGGAUCUUUCUGAUCAGCUGCUGGAUCAAGAAGAAGAGGCCGACUCUCUGACGAAGGAAGUCCAACUCAUGUCCAGCGUGACCGCGCCGCAGGCACUAGAGGAACUGUCCAAUAAAAGCAAGCGCCUCAAAGAUAACAUCGCAGUGACUCGGGAGUUCAUCGGUCAAAAGAAAGAACAGAGAGAGAAAAGUGCUCUUGUCCAGUCGAUUAAAGAUGAGUGCCAGAUGUUUGAGGACUGGCUACAGGACACGCAGCUUGCCGUCAACGAGUGUUUCGAGAACCCAGAGACGAGGGAGGAUGUGGAGGCGUCCAUGCAGAGACUACACGAUUUCCUGAUUUCCGAAGAAGGCGAUCAUCGACUUGCCCAGGUGAAGACGGCCUUGGAGAAGAGAGGUCAGGAAGAAAUUCCUGCUAAAGCCCAUGCUGAACUGUGUGCCUGGCAGCAGGAGCAGGAGGGAGAGCUGACCACACUGCAAGCUCACUGUCAGGGACGUCACAAACAGCUGGAGGACAUCCUGAUCAAGCUCAACAGCUUGCAGGAAGAACACGAACAUUUACAGGAUUGGCUGCGGCAGAGAGAGAAGCUACCGGUGCAAAGGGAAAAGUUCAGACAAGUUCAUGAGGAUUUUCUUAAGGAAAGCGGACGCAUCGAGGCGUUCGGCGACUUGUUAGCGUCCGUAAGAUUGAAGGGAUUAAGAGGAGACCCUGUGCUCAGAGACAGCGAGUCCCUGGUGGAUCGGUACCACAGUCUUGGAAUUCGUUUGGAGAACAGAUCUGAAAUCCAUAAAUCCUUGGAGAAGGAGAUAGAAACAUUCUAUAUUAAUGAGGAAAUCACCAGGACUUGGGUGAAAAACUUAAAACAGAGUCUGGAAUCAUUGGACAAAGACAAAGUUCGUCCAGCAGAGGAAAAGCUCCUGCAGGCUCAGGCUGUUUUAGAAUUACGUGUCGAGGGCGACUCCAAGAUGGCAGUUUUGAAGGUGGACGGUGAGAGCCUGCGUGCUCGUGAAGAAUUGGAGGAAAGCACGAGACAGGAACUAAUCGGAACGCUGAGAAAUAUAGACGACGAAUGGCAAAACGUUCUGGAUUCAGCGCAGCAGAUUGAAGCUCAGGCUAAGCUCCAACAAACUCUUCUAAAGGAACUACAAGAUCUCCAGGAUCAGGAGAAGGAUAUCCGAUCAUGGGUGGACGAACAAACGCGAAAGCUGGACUUCCUGAACGAAGAGACUCCAAUAAAUGAAAGGCACAACAGGCUGCAGGAGUUCCUGAGUCUGAAACACGAAGGCGACGCAAAAUUGGAAGCUUUAAGAAAAAAGGGACAGAGCAUAUGUGCUCAUGAGGAGAGGAAGAGACACAGCAUCGAACAAAGCCAAAGAGAGUUGGAGGAGGAGUGGACAAGGGUCCUGCAGACUGCACGGGAAAUAAAGAACCAGAUCGAGCGUGAAGGUUUUCUCUCCGAGGAACUGAAGAGCUUCGAAGAUCAGCUGGAAAGCACACAAGCUUGGAUCAGAGAGCUGAAAGCAACCCUGCAAUCCAAAGCUGCUCCAGCUGAGGAGAUAAUUAGCCAAGCUCAGACGCUUUUGGCCCACGGUCCAGAGGGUGACUCAAAACUUGCUGCCCUUAAGCAUACAGGUGAGCGUGUGUGUACUUGUGAAGGGCUCAAAGAAGACACCAGGGAUUCCAUACAACAGGCUCAGAGAGCCUUAGAACAAGAGUGGAGAGAAGUGCUUGAUUGUGCACAAAUCCUGAGGAACGACACGGAAAUCCAGGUCACUCUUGAUAAGGAGCUUCAGGAUUUUAAUUCCCAAGCAGAAAUCUUCCAAACUUGGGUCAUAGAUCUGCAGGAGCAGUUUGGAUCACCGGACAAAGGCGCUCCUCUCCAUGAGACGCUUGUUCUUCUGUCGCAGACCAUGGAGAACUUGCCAGAGGCAGACUCGAAGGUGGCUGCUUUGAACAGUAAAGGAGCGAAUCUGUGCGCAAAGCUAGACGAAAGCAGGAAGGAAUCCGUCCAGCGGACGCUUCGGGAUGUUCAGGACAAGCUGAGGACGUUAACGGAAAUUGCCAAAGAGCACAAAAAUCAGGUCGAGCGUCAGGAUUCACUCUCUAAGGAGCUGGAAACUUUUCGAUCUGAGGAAAAGACGACACAGUCCUGGGUCGAAGAGUUGAAGAAAGACUUGGUUUCGUUGGGCAAAAGCACUCAUGGCACCCAAGAGCAAAUAGAAGAAAGGCUGAACAAAGUUCAAGCUGUUCUGACCCUUCGACCUGAAGGAAACUGCAAGAUGUCCUCUCUGAAAAGAAAAGCGGAGAGUCUGUGUGGUCGGGGAGAUCUCGAUAAACAAACGAGACUCACCCUCGUGCAGAACCUGAAGUCCUUAGAAGAAGAAUGGAAAGAAGUUCUCCAGAACGCUCAAGAGUCGAACAGCCUUUUGAGGAGCGUGGUGGAGCGUCUGGUUUCAUGUCAGUGCCAAAGACAGCAGACCCAGUCUCGUGUGGAGCAGCUGAAGCAGCAGAUAGCAGCGCUGCCUCGCCUCUUCCCCUGGCCCGGAUUAGGGGACCGCAGACAUGCCCUGGAACAGGCUACGGCUCUUCUAGACAAGGUGAGAUCUCUGAGCACUACCCUGUCUGCUCUCAGAGCCCUGGGCCGAGAGAUGAGCCAGCUCACGAGGGACCCCAGCUGGACGGAUCCAUCUUGGACAGCCAUGGAAGACUGUGUCCCCGGGCUAAUCAAAGAUUUAUCGGAAUUGUCUGAGAGCUUAGAGGAGGGCAUUUGCACAGAACGAAACUGCGCUCAGCUGGUGGAACAGCACAGUGCCGCUCAGGACUGGCUGAGAGAGCAAGUCAAAGGUUUUGGAUCUCUGCCCACCGAUCGCCGUGGGUUACAGGGAUCUAUCAACACUUUAAAGGCUCUUCUUCAGACGGUGGAGAGGGAAGAGAGAGAAAUGAGAGAGCUAGACGUGGCUAAAGACGCCCUGAUCAACUUGUGCACUCCGGGGGGUCGCGACGCUCUGACCUUAGAAACCGGCCACCUCCGCGACCUUUGCUCCGCCUCUGAGAGGGAAAUAAACGAGAGCCUUAUUGUGUGCGAGACUAGAUUGGCUGACAUCGAGCUGAAGAUAGCCGAAAGAGCAGAGAGUUUUAGAGCACAGGCUGAGUGCGUUCUGAAUGAUCUAAGAGCAACGGAAUGUCUGGGAUUUGUAGAAGGAUGCAAGAAAAUUAGCCAAGUAGAGGAAAACUCAAAAAUCCUGAAGACCUGUGAAAAGGAGCUCGAGAAAAUAGAGUGCAAAGUCCGUGCUCUGGGCCAGGCUGUUUGCAUGGUUCCACCCGACGAGGCUCUUCCUUCGAAUGUAAAUUCUCUUGUAAACACAGUGACCCAGCAGUACUGCAGGCUGCAAUCCAAGCUGUCCGAACGAAAGGACGACUGCGCCGACGGCGUCGUGCGCUGUAUGAGAAAUACACUGCAGGCCCUGCGUUCCUGGACCCAGUCAACACAAACCCAGGCUUUUUCAGACUCCGCGUGCACCGUUCAGGCUAUGAUAGAGGAAGGUGCAGAGCUGCAUAAGAACCUGCAGGAGGCAGUGUCUCAUAAACAGCUGCUCAGAGACUGUCUAGGUCAAGAACUCGCCGACAAACUGGACAGAGACGUGUCGAACGCGUUAAAGGAAGCAGACGCACUCAUUAAUCAGCUUCAGGAGAGGCUCCAGGAUCUCGAGGAGGAAAGGAGGAAAAGUAAAGUUCUUACGAUGUCGCCGGAAACACAAACCGGUCAUUUGGUCUCAGAGGUUUCCAGUGAAUGGCCCGGAAAACCGGAUACUUCCGUAAAGGUCGAGCUUCAUUUUUCAAAGCCUCAAGAUAUUUCAUCUGCUCCAGCGGGCAGUUCUAACGUUUCAGCGGUUGAGCCUUUUGAAGAAGCACGUAGAGAUGUUGACGUGUCGACUAUCGAAGAAACCAAAGCAAAGUCAGAACAGCCACUGGGAACAUCAGCGGGAGAUGAGAAUCCAUCAGAGGCCGUGCUGACUAUGGCACUCAGACAAAAAUCAGGAGACAGUGAGGUUUCUAGGACAGUUACUAAAGAGUUAUUGUCUGAAUCUCCCACUGAAGAACAGCCACCGGUGUUUGCAGUAGACGAGUGCGGGGCCGAAUUCGGAAAAGAUGAUCCGCCGACCACAACGCUGGCUACAACCUCUAAACAAGAACGACUCACGGAUGUCGCUGGAUCUGAAAGUCUCUCUCAUCAAGCUGAUAUAAAUGUUUUAGAGUUUGAUACAGAGAGAAUAAACCCAUCUAAGAGGUUAGAGGAAAGAGAAUUUCAGCUCAACACUCCUGUCUCCACAGCCACAGACCGAGAUCUCGUUGAGGAGAUUUCAGACGACGUGGACUUUCCCACAGCAGACUGGUCGCUGACAGCGCUACGUAUCGACCGAAAUAAACUUCAAACCGGAACUUUCUCUACCACGGCUUUGGCUGCGCAGUCUGACAAAGUACAAGAGGUGGAUGUUUGUGCCAUCGAUCCAGGAACAAGUGAAGGAGAAAUUGAGAUGGAGAUGAAAUUAAGGAUGCAAGAAAUGGGAGAUGCUGAGACAUGCUUAGAAAGAAAGGUAGAGGAGGAAUCGAACGGACAUGACAGGCGUACAACAUGCGCUCAGAGUCUUGACCGAAAAUCUGAUGCGGUUGAGGAAGCAAAUAGGAACUGGUCAUUAACUUCUGAUACCUUUGUUCUUUUGCCUGAGGAAGGUAAAAUGGCAAAAAAGAAAAUAGCUGCACUGAUUCUUGAUACAGACUCGGUACAUGUUCAUACUACUGAGGUCCCUGGUAUGACUGACCCUAAUUCAGGGAAAAUUUAUUUAUCUUUACAAACUGGCUGUGAAAGCUCUUCGUCUCACCAAAUAGGAACGUCGGACACGUCAGACGAGGCGAGAAAUCGAUCUGACGUUCGUACGUCUCCGGGUCAACAAGAAAUGGAAAUUGCCGUGGAUGUUAUUGAUUCCACUAAUUCAAGUCAACCCUCUGAAGAAAACAUCGAUAGAACUGAGACUCGAAUCUCAAAUGCCACAAAUUCUGAGAGAGAAGGAACCCGGACAACAAACAGCGGUCCACGGGAGGUCCAGAGAUGGGUGGAGCCACUUGAACACUGGACUGUGAAUAAUGGUCCUCGAGAGACCCAACGAAGAUACAUGAUCCUGGAAAGAAAAGGGGGACUAGAAAUACGCCAAGAACCAACUGCUGAGACAGAUGUUCCAGCACUGGAACCUGGCACAAGUAAAACCGGUGAAGUAGUAACCGGUGUUUCUGAACUUGAACAAGUAGUUGGUAAAGAGUCGGCCGCGACCGAAGGCAGCGAGAGAGCAACGUGGAAUGCUGAGAAACAGUCGGAGACAUUAGAGAUCAUGGGGGCACCUGCUAGAAGGGAACUAGAUAGGUUACCCUGUAGCUGUGAGGACAAACUAGUGCAAGAUGUGGAGAAGGUAAUUGUGGAAUUUGAGAGCGCAAAAAGUACAACAGUGAAAGGUGAAACUGAACCAACCCCACCAGCCAGACGAUCUAAGCCAAUGGAUGUCGGUUCAGAAGUCCGUUGUGAAGAAGCACCUCUUCCUGUACCAACUAUUCACCAAAACAAACUCGAGGAAAUCCAGUUACCACCCGAAGGUAUUAUUCAUCCUCCACCAGACAGAACACAUAAGGAGAGGUUAGUAGGUGAAAGACCGUCACUGGUUCUCGAUUCUCCAACCCCACCAGAAAGAAGGCGUAAAGAGAGGGCAGAGCAUCAACAACCUGAACUAGAGAAGUCCAGUAAAACUGUAGUUGGUGAGGAGCCUCUUAUAAAACCAACUCCACCACUGAGGCAAAAAGUAAGUCAGAUUGAAAGUGAAGGAACAGAGGACUUAUUGGUGAAACCCACACCUCCAACGAGAAGAAGAGAUAGCGGAGUUGUGACUGACCUAGUGUCAGACAGCAGUGAUUUGGACAAAGCAAGGACAAAAGAGAGAGCUGUUGAGGAAUCGCUUGAAAAAACAACUCCAGCGGUGAGACGAAAAUCAAUCCAGGAUGAAAGUGAAUUCAUCACGCCGCUGGUCUCCAAGCCCAGAGGAACAGAGGACUUAUUGGUUAAACCAACACCUCCAACAAGAAGAAAAGAUAGCAGAUGUGUGAGAGAUACUGUGUCUAAAGAAAUAGCCAGUGAACAUUCACAGAGCACUGAAUUGGAGAAGGCAGUGAUGCAGGGUAUCGCUGUUGAGGAAAAACCAACCCCAACAGUAAGACGAAAAGGAAGUCUACUGAGCCAAAUCCAAGAAAUGGAGGAUACGUCAGUAAAGCCAACACCUCCUGCAAGAAGGAGAGCUAGUAGAAACUUCAGUGACGAGACGUAUGAAGAAAUGGCCCGGAAAAUUUCUAUAAGCACCGAUUUGGAGAAGACACUGACACAAGAGAACACUCUCGAGGAGUCACUUAUUAAACCGACUCCGCCGGCGAGACGGAAAGUUUCGAGUCAAAUUGAAAGCGACACUUUUUCAGUGCUCUCCAAAAUCCACGAACUGGGGGAGAUGGUAGUGAAACCCACACCUCCAACCAGAAGGAGGGAUAGCAGAAAUAUAAGUGACAUAGUGACCGUCAAAAGUUCCAGCAGCACCGAUUUGGAAAAGAUGGUGACUCAGGAUAAAGCCUUUGCACAGCCUCUUCUAAAACCAACUCCACCAAUGAGACGGAAAUCCCAAGAAACAGAGGCUACGUUAUCGAAACCCACACCACCAGUAAGAAGGAGAAAUAGUGGGAAUAUAACUGAUCCACCAGCCAGUAGAAUUUAUGGCAGCUGUGAUUUAGAGGGUUCAAUUUUGGUGACACCUGAAAGAGCCGUUAGUGAAGCUCUCGUCAAACCAACUCCACCGUUUAGACGAAAAACUUUGAGUCGAACCGAAAGCGACGUUUCUAUCGUUGAGAGAACCAAAGAAAUGGAGGAGACUUUAGUGAAACCCACACCUCCAACAAGAAGGAGAGAGAGCAGAAAUGUGAGUGACGAAGUAGCCGUGGAUCUGCAGAACUCGGUAACACAAGAGAAAAAUCUAAAAGGCUCUAUAAUUAAACCAGCUCCGACAAUGAGCCGAAAAACGACUCCAGCUGAAAGCGAUCCUUCCGUAGUUUCGAAAACCCAAGAAGUGGAGGUGACUUUGUUAAAACCCACACCUCCAACAAGAAGAAUGGAGCGCACAAAUACGAGUGAUACAGUAGCUGGCACCAUUUCUAGCAGCUACGAUUCGGAGAAUGUUAGUGAAGUGCGAGACAUUAAACCAAUGCCAUCAUUGAGCAAAGCAAUUGACGAUGAAAGUGAUAUAAUUACAGUGGUUUUCAAGCCCCAAGAAAUAGAUAAGAAACUGGAGGAACCGACUCCACCAACAAGAAGGAGAGAGAGCAAAAAUUUGAGUGACCUAGUGGCCAGUGAAAUUUCUGUCAGCGGAGAUUUGGAGAACUUCGGGACACAAGACAGAGCUGCAGAAGAGGCUCUUGUAAGACCGUCUCCACCAGAGGACACGCCGGUGAAACCCAUACUUCUGACACACGGGAAAGAUAGCAGGACAAUGGAUGAAAUAGUACCUAAUCAAGCAGAGGGUGAUUUUUCAAGUAUGGUUAAUUUGGGCAAGACUGAUGUGGAGGUUAUGGAAAUACAGACUCCUCCAGUGUUACAAGCUGAAAGUGACCUUUCCAUCAUUGCUAAAACCCGAGAAAUGGAGGAAAAACUGGAAAAAGCCAUAACUCCUACAAGAAGGAGAGAUAGCAGAACUGUGGAUGAAACUGUACCUGCACAAAUGGAGAGUGAAAUUCGCAUCAAUGUUUUGGAAAAGACUUUCAGACCAGAGAGCGCCGAUGAGGUGGAUCUUUUAGUCGUACAAGACGCGAGCCAGGCUGAAAGUGACGUUACUGUUAUUGAUAAAACCCAAAAAGCCGUGGAGACUCUGGAAAGACCCAUAAGUCCAACUAGAAGGAUAGAGAGCAGAACCGUGGACGAAAAUGUAAAUAUACAAACGGAGAGUGAAAUUUCCAGCAGCGUUGAUUUGGAUAACACUGUGAGACCAGCGAGUGCCGUCGAGGAGGAUCUUGUUAAACAGACUCCGCUAGCGGAGCAAGUAGGAAUUCAAGCGGAAUGUGACAAGUCCAUCGUUGAAAACGGACAAAAAAUGGAGGAGAAACUAGAAGAAUCCACAAGUCUAACAAGUAGGGGACAUGGUAGAAAUGUGGAUGAAACCACACCUAAACAAAUGGACAGUAGCAGCACUGAUGUGGAUGAGAUUGUGAGACAAGAGAGUGCCGAAGAGGAGGAUCUUGAAAAAAUUACUCCACCACUGCAACAAGCAGCAAGUGAAGGCGAAAGCAACAUUUCUUCAGUGGUUCCGAAACCCCACGUGCCAGAGGAGACGCCGAUGAAGCCCACACCUCCUUCUCAAUCCGAGCUACAGGAUGGUACGAUCGAACCAGCUCUAAGAGAAGAGAAUAACAAAGUAGAGCAGGAAAAUAUUAAAGUAUCAUCUAUUAGCACAGAACCUGAAGAACCUCCACCUUCACCAAUCACACCAAUAGGCCAAGAGAAGGAAACAGUCGAUCUCGAUACAAUUCCAGCUAACGUAGAAGAACCAUCCAUCCAACCAGUCCAGAAAACAGGAGACCUAGAAAAAAGUGUCGAGGUUCAACCACUGAUUAAACAAGAAGAUGAGCAGAAGGAGAAGGAGUUCUGCAAUGCUCUGGGCGUGGAACGUACAAAGGGCUUGACUGAGAUUGAAAGCAUCAGUUUGGUUGAGGCACAAAUAAAAGUUGCGGACAAAUCAGAAAUCACGGAUCAGGAAUCCUCAGUUGCAAAAGGUAUCGAUGUGCCAGAAGCAUUCGAACGAGAACAAGAAGACGACGACGAAGAAGAAGAAGAAGAAGAACCGCUUGGUGCUACAAUGAAUAAUAUUUUCACUGAGAUUGAAAAGAUGUCUAAGACGAGACCAAAUAGCCUGCUGAUCGAGAGCAGGCCUUAUGACGAUCCGAUGGGCCUUCUCAGUACCUCUGAGGCUGACCUCGAAGCUCAGAUGACCAGGUUGGUGUUUUGCAUACUGAGUUGUCGUAACAGCCCUGCGGUGCUCAACCCUACAGAUAUGGCCAAACAAGUAGAAGAGGCUGAGCUUUGCAGACAGAGAGCUCAGCAGCAAGUUUCCUCAAUCUCAAAGCAAGCUCACAUUAACGGCGAGGUCAGCACUCUUGUCACCAGAUCAGCUAACGACCCCGAGGCUAUGCAGCGACUGAGUUGCCAGUGGACAGAGGCAUUGUGGGACGCGUCUGGCACCGUGCACACUAAGGAGGCCCAGUUGCAGCUGGUGAUUGACUACGACAGACAAUUGCAGAAAGCCAGAGCUACUCUCGAGAAAAUGGUGGGUGAACUGGAGUCCUUGAAAAUGUGUCCAGUCGAAAGCAGCUUUGUUGAGGAGCAGAGACUGCGCUCGUUCCUUAGGACCAUGGAACAGGAGAGGACGGUUCUCGGAGAGGUGAUCCAGACGCAUUCCCAGCUAUCACCACACCUCAGCCAGCCCGAUAGAGCAGCAGCGCUCUCGCAACAGAGCGUCUUGCAGAGCGAAUGGAAGGCACUCGAGAGAUCUGCUGAGAAAAGCUUGCAUAAUGUCAGCACGUACACCAAAGAGAGUUUUGACCUUCUGGAGGACAUCGGUACGUUGAAAGAACAUUUGGAGAACUUUCAUAAGAUCUUGGAAUCACAUUGGAUUUCAUCUUCUGCUUGGGAUAGCAAGAGAGUGCAAGAAAUGAUCGGACUCGGUGCUGAGCUCACGGCUGCCAAACAAAGAUAUUUUGACGUCCAUGAAAACUUUGAAGCUCUCUCGCAAAGUUGUAAUUUCCAGACUGAGGUGUAUAACAUACAGCAAGGUUUAUGGAGUGUCAAAGAUCACAUGGAUCUGAUUGGUGAGGAGUUGGAUUUUUCAUUGCCGACCAGCAACAACCCAAGCAUGGUCAAAAUUGUCAAAGUGAUAACAGAAGCCCUAGCUUGGGCCAAGAAGACACAGUAUGACAUUAAGAACAGAGAAAGGAAGGUUUCUCUGCUUCCGGAAGAAGUCCAUCGGCAAAUAAAGGACUUGAAGAAGCUGAAUUCGGAUAUGACGUCUAAGCAGAUACAGUUAUCCACUCUGACCAAGGAGGUAACCGAGAUGAUCCCAGAUCUUGACCAACCAGAUGUUCCUUUGGUCACUUCGCUUUUGGAGUUAUUGGCAAGUUUGUCCAAAUCUACAGAAGAAAGAAUAGCUGCUGCAAUGGAAGAAAUACAGUUAAGUCUUCAGACUCGGGAAAAGAUUUCAGAGCAGAUAACCGAAGUAGAUUCCUGGAUUCAGUCCCACCUCCAUAAGGAAUCUCUGAGUAGAGAGGAUUUCCAAAGCUUGAGCGCAGCAGAUCUCGAUCAAAGGUUACGUCAGAGUCAGGAUACGCUCCAAGAGGCGGAAAAACACUCCGGGAUCGCAGAGGCUUUGCAGAUGAAGAGUAAAGACAUUACCUCUGAGCUUAGCAUUUCUGAGAAUGCAUGGCUGUAUGAAAAACUUAGCAAGCUCCAAGAAGAUAUAAAGGGCGUUAUCAAUUAUGAGAAAUCCUCCAUCCUGGAGAUAAAAGAUAUAUUACAAAACCGGGAGUUAUCCGAACAGAAAAUGUCUUCGUUAGAGCAGAAACUAAGAGAGAUAACAACAGACGUGAAAGGACACACAUUUCCCAUUACUAAGGAGACUCUGGAUGCUAUCGAGCCGAUCAAGCGCGUACUUGUGGAACACAAGUUUCAGGUUGAACAAAUAAACACCUCCGCAGAAGGCAAGAGGAGAGAGCUACUGGGUGUAAUCUCUGAGCUCCAUCAUAAAAUGAACACUUUUCGUAUUAAAUCUCAAGUCCACGAGCGGUUCUUCAGCCUCAAGCAGCGUGUGGAGGAUCUUCGAGAAAAUCUCGAGCUUUACGUCCCAAAGACGAAAGAUGAAAGCGUCGGCGAAGAGGAACGCUAUAAGAUCUGCCAGUCUCUUCUUACCCAGAUUCCGCUAAUCAAGCUUACGCACAAGGAGGCAUCAGACGAACUUCUGAACGUCUCACCAGACCUCCAUCCGUCCCAGCUAACGACCGAACAAGAGAGGCUCAAACAAAACCUUGAGACUUUUAACGCUUGGGAGACGGCCGUUCAAAAUAACCUUCAGAUUGUGGAAUUGGACGUUCUAAAAGAUAUAAAUUAUCUCUCAGAGCAAAGGGUGGUACACGGUUUCCUCAAAGAGGCUUCUCGGGUGCUGGAUAAGACCUGCGAGGUGGAGUUUAACCAGGGAGCUGUCGAUGACGAGCUCAGAAAGCUUCUCAAACUUCAGAAGAACGUCGAAGCUAGAAUGCGGGUUCUGGAGGUUUUGGAACUCAAAAACGGACACCAGCAGGGGUCUCGUCAUUCAAAAAGCAUUGCGGAAUUGGCCAAAAGUGUCCUUGACCAAUGUGACCAAAGACUGAUGGACCUGUCCAAAGCCAAGGAAUCACUGAAAAGAUAUUCCAGAGGAGUCAGAAGUGCCGGUCAGUUCCUCCAGAGGACAGAAUCUGUUCUACUUCUGUCUCUCUGCUCACCAAGGAGCUGCUCUGAAAGGCUAAAAGACAUUCAGCAAGCCCUGUUGUCUUUAGACAACGAAUUCCAAUCCCAUCUCACUGAAAUUCAGAGUUUCUCUCCCUUCAGUCCAUUGUUUUCAGAGCAGAAGGUCAAACAAUUACAAGUCGAGAUUCUAGGGUGCCUCUUGGUUCGAACGUCCACACUUAAGGCCCAGGCCCAGCUGAGACGGGACACGUUAGAGAGGUGCGUUAACAGCCAGAGAAACACCCGUGUGUUAUACGAAGAGCUGUGCCGACGCGUCCGCGAUGCAGAAACAACCCUAGCAGAUUGCGCCUGUAAAAAAAUCACAUCUCAGACGGACUACCUCGACCAGAAAGAGACGCUCAAAACACUAGUUAAAGACGUCGACGCUCUGUCCGGAAAACUGGACGAGCUGAAAGAAUGGUGUCCGGUGCAGGGUUGCCGCAGCAACAGGGACGACGCCGUAAACUCCCUCUGGGGCCAGGUGGCCAGACUACGUCAGUGCACCAGAGAUCUGCUCGCACACUCGGAGUGGAGGGGAGAGGAAUGGAUACGCAUCAGAAAGAGUAUAGAGAAAGCGUCGUCUGUCCUAGAGCAGAUAGAGGCCGAUUUCCCACAGAGCAGCAGAGAGAAAGCUACUGCCGAGGAGCUUUCGGAGCUGCUGCGGUUUUGGUCCCCGUACCAGGACAGACUGGACUGCGAGCAUCGAGCUCUGUCUGCACUGGAACUGCGUGUCGUCAGGCUACUGAGAACGGAAGGAGCCGAACCCGUUCCCCUUUGUCAGGACCUCCAAACCAUGCAAGAGCGCUAUCACAGUCUAAAGUCACGGAGCGAUCGGGGUCGUAAGGCGACGCAGGCGGAGACGGAGGAGAGGACGAAGGUGCGCGAGGAGCUGCUGGGGAUCCAGGAAUGGCUUGUAUCUGCAGGGACUGUACUGUCAGAGCUGGAGCGAGAGCCCAAAGCCGAACGACUGCAGGAGCUUUACUCUGAGCUGUGUACCCAGAAAGCUGUGCUGCAGCACAUCAUGGAGGGCCUUAGGAUGAAAUAUACAGAUAUGUAUACUCUGGUUCCCAUGGAGAUAGACGGCCCUCUACAGGAAGUGUCUCAGUCACUGGAGGAAGUGGGAAAGCAGGUGGAGGCGGCCGUGCAGAAGAGCGGCCCGUUACACAGACUAGACGCUAAACUCUCAGAGAUUAACACAUGCCUGGAUGCCGUACACAGCAGGCUGAAGAAAAAGUGUCCGGACGUCGCUGAAGCCGAGAGCGUGCAGAAGCGCGUGUCGGACGAGUUGGACAGCUUACACUCGUGUCUGUCUGCGGUCGAGGUGGAGCUCCAGGACCUCAGAGAGGAGGAAGCGAAGGAGACACCGGCCCUCGUGGAGAAACUGUCUCAGGCCCAGCAGCUCCACACACGGCUUUCCAAACAAGCCGAAGACAGAACAGCCUUCCUCAAAAAGAUACAUGGUUGGCUGCAGGAACAUGAGGAGAUGGUGAAAGCAUCACAGAGCUGGAUUACUGAGUCUCAGUCUUGGUUGACUGCACCGUACACCUACACUACUGCAAAAUGUCUGGACAGCCACGUUAACGCUCUUCAGAUGGUUCUCGAUGACUCGGCGCAGAUCCGCCGGACGUUACAGGGGUUCGAGAGUGUGUUGAUGGAGAUGGCAAGUGUGUGUGACGUGAGCGGGCUUCAGCAGGAGCUUCACGAAGCAGACCGGUGUGUAGCAGACAUGCAGAACAGCCUGCUGGAGCCUCUGAAAACAUUAGAGCAUGCUGCAGCUGAGGUGGACGCCAUGGAGUCCGAGCUGAGGAUCAUGGAGAAGGACGCGAUCGAGCUGAAAUUAGCGCUGACCUCAAAGCAAGGCAUCAGUCAGGACAAAUUCAGGGCUGCUGUAAACAGGAUCGAGCUGAUGAAGAGAACAGCAGAGGAACUGAAGAGCUGCAAGACCGCACUGCGUUUACCAGAAGGAGCAGAAAACACACUCACGGUCUUCAGGAGUGUCGACUUACUGCUGAAUAAACUAUUGGAGAUAGAGCAGCUGGCGCUGGAGCACACUGUUGUGGUCUCAGGUCCAUGUGAGAUGUCCACCACACUCCGUGUUCCCCCCACCAUCGCAGAAGAAGAACCUCAGGGCAGUGUUUUAGAGCAGGGGCAGGUAGACAUCGUCCGCAUGACGGAGGACGUGUUGACACGAUCCGGAGCCGUACUGUUGACCGUAAAGGAAAUGACACUUGAUCCGAGACUUGAAUCAUCAGCUGAGACACAGCAGCUAGGGCACGAGGAGGAGGAGGAGGAGGAGGAGGAGGAAGACGAAUUAUUUGUGGACGUAAGAGAAGACGUCGAUGAUGAUGAUGAUGAUCGCUAUGAAGAUGCAAGAGAAGAACAUGCAGGGAUGAGAGGAUCUCACGCCUCAGCCCGCGUGAGGGUGCCGAGUUGUAACGCGGAGGACACAGAGAGCGGAGGAGAGACCCAGCAGAGACCUGACUCAUCAGAGCACGAUACACAAGAAUCAGACCCAGAGGCAGGUGAAGGCGAGCAUGUGGCCUCAGAGCAAAGCGAACCUGAAGCUGUGUCCGAACCGUCGGUCGCCGCGAGGACGCCGUCUCCUCCCCCCGGAGAGCUGGAGCGUGAUGCGUGGAAGGGGAUGCAAAUCGAGUCAGAGAGGCUGAAGACACACACCAGCAGCACAUCAUCAGUGUUUAGAGAGGUCACACACACUUACGUAGAAACCACAGACUCUCAGGAAACCGUAAUCAAACUCCAGGUCAGGAACAAUUCAUCCGAGGAGGAGGCGUUAAGGCGAGAGGAGUUAACGUCUCCGCUCUCAGGCUCCAAAGAUACACACAGUGUUAUUGAGUCAGAUCAGGGGCCACACACACCGUCAGUAGAGCCGACAUUGUCACGGCAACACGAGAGGACGGCGGACAGCCUGGCUGUAGGUGAAACCUGGUACUUUGGUGAAACUCCUUCCCGGGUCGGAUCGCUCCGUUCCUGCCAUGAGCGAGCCGCUCAGAUGGAGCUCUGGCUGGAAAAGGCCCAGCUGAGUCUGUACAGCGAUGUACAGCAGAGUGUCGAGGAACACCUGCACACCUGCCAGGAGAUGUUUAUGGAGAUUGAGCAGAAAGUGGCCAGUGUUUCUGCACCAAGUCAUGAUGAAGAGGAGCAGAAAGCACUCAGCGCCAAACUGCAGCUCCUGAAGAACAAGCUGGUGACAUUUCAGCUCCUGCUGCAGGAGAGACACAGCGAGGAGAAGGUAUGUGCUGAGAAACAGCGCCCCCUGCAGCCUCGGCUAAAGCGCAGCACCAGUGUGCAGGAGGUGCUGAGCACAAGGAGGGCCAAACUCUUCAGACAGGGCAGCUUGCAACAGCAGAGGGAGUUAGAGCAGGGUCUGAUUGAACAAAGAGAUCUCAUGAAGGUCAUUGCUGUACUGGGAAACAGAGUCAGACUGCAAAAUCAAACUGCAGAGGAACAAGCGAGGCUCCUUGUUCCUGCAACAGAGUUAGAGGAGCAGAGACAGGAAGGGGCGGACUCAGUGCACAGGAAAUGGACUCACCUCCAGAGGAGACUCAGCCAGAGAGGAGAAGACCAGCAGGAAGAGGAGAUAUCUCCUCCCCCUGUAUGUGUAUGGAGCAGUGCUGAUGGUGCUGUGUGUCUACAGGAGCUCCAGUCCCACAUCACACACCUGCGAGAGCUGCGACACACAGCGACUUCAGCACCUGACAAGCAGGAGGUAGAUGAGGGUUUGUUUGAGGUCCUGAGUGGAAUCGCACUCUCUCUAUCCUUUCUCUCUCACACACUCAUCUCUCAGAGAGGAGCCACAGAAAUUGACACACACACUCAACUGCUGCAGCUACAGAGUUUCUCCGAAGCGCUCAGCUCUUUGAGUGCUGAGAUUUCCUCUCAGUGGUCAGAGGUCAUCAGGUUGUUAGGCUCCAUGGCUCCUGCAGUCAGCGUGUGUGCGGAAUUGUUACAGGAUCGUGUGCGUGAGCUCCAGAACAACGUGUCAGAGAAACAGAAGCAGCUACAGAACCAGUCGGAUCAGACUCUGCAGAAGAAGAGCAGGAGUAAACACAUGCAUGCUGCCUUGCUUGCUAACACCUCCACCUUAAAAACCCUGACUAAUGAUGUAUCACGCUGUGAUCCUCACGCACAGCUACAGGCUGUUGCCGGGCUACAACAGGAGCUUCUGCAGCGAGAGAGAGAGCUGGCCGAGCUGAGAGAGGGGACAGAGAGACAGGGACGUGUGACUGGGUUAACGCUGGACGUCACUACGCUAGAGAGUGUGUUGGACAGUGUGUACAGCGGUGUGUGUCAGCAUGCUGUAGAUCUGCAGUGCAGUGUGGAGCAGCAGCAGCAGUGUGAGUGUGUACUGAAAGGCCUGAAGGACCUCUUGGAGCUCGGCAUACAGAGACUCUCGUACACCUCACAACUGGAGCCACACACCAAGGAACAGCUACACAAACUACUCAGCACACACAAGAAGUUCUUCCUGUCUUUGGAGAACCACAUGCAAGCUCUGCAUCAUCUGACCUCCCGGAUGCCCGCUGACGUCCGCUAUAAGUGGGGCACCGAGGUGGCAGAGGUGGAGGAUCAGGUGAAUGAGCUUCAGCGUCAGGCUCAGAAGACUGGAGCUGCUUUGGAGUUGACACUGCAGGUUUGGACUCAGUGGGACGAGAGUCAGACCUGGUUGGAGGAGCUGCUCCAAGGGCUGGAGCAUCGUCUACAUGGCAUGAAGUCGGAGGAACAAACCGAAGAGGCGCUACAGAGGAGUGUAUCGACUUAUCAAACGUUGCAGGUGACUCUGGAAGCGAAUGGUGCACAGGUUGGUCUGGGUUUAGAUCACGCCAGCAGACUGAGGAAAGUGUCCAGUCAGUCAGCGGCCGGUCUGGCGUGCAGAGUCUCCCUGGCUGAUCUGAGGCUCAAACAGCGUUUAGCUGCUCUGCAAAGGAAAAUGGAAAAGGGACGAGUCUCCACACACCACCUGAUAAAACUCUGGAAGAGGUAUCGUCGGGACUCCACAGCCAUGACCGUGUGGAUGAACAAAGCCAGAGAAUGUCUGAACACCUGGAAAGGUCACAUGACCUCGUCUAGACAAGCCAUGUCUAACUUCACUGAGUUUAUAGAGCUUUGCAAAGAGCUGGAGGUCAAAUCAUCACUGAAGGCUUCAGUCAUCAGCGCCGGCACUGAGAUCCUGCAGAUCAACGAGAGCGAACACGCGAACACACACUUGCAAUCAUCGCCGAAGUCCAUCACCGAAGAUAAGGAGGAAGAAGCUCUCGCUCGUAAGAUCACGCACUCGGAAGACGGUCACAGAGAAGAUGCUAAUCUCCAGGAUGAGACACCAUUUCAAUCUAGCAGCUCCUCUGAUGUUCCUCUGGGUGGAAACGCUUCCACUGAGAUGUCAGAAGAUGCCACGACCAGCAGCAGCACCGGUGCGGUCCAGAUGAUGGAGCUGUCUCCACACCUGCUCUCUUUAAAAGAUCACCUGACUGAGGUGGAGAAUAGUUGGGUGGAGCUGCAUGCUGAAUUCACUGCAGUCCAACAUAAGCUACAUCAGCAUGUGGUGGAGAGUGUGUGUCCUCAGUCCCUGCUCUCAGAGGUGUGUAAAUGGAUCAGUGGAGCUGAAGGACACUUGCAGGAUGCAGAGAAAAACGUUCAGUCACCAAAAACAGCAGCGCAGCUCAAACGGCAACUCAACACAUUCAAGGAGCUGAAACGAGCACAGGUGUGUGUGCAGAUGUCCGUGGACUUCCUUAACCAGAUGCUGCUGAAACACACUGAGCCAAACCUCAGAUACAAACACACAGCCUUGGCCGAACAGCUCGGGGAGGUGAACCUGCGCUGGACCACACUGCAAACACACAUCUACACACAGAUGCAGUAUAUUGAACAGCAGCUAAGCGUUUGUGCAGCCCGAGACGGCAAACUGCACCUCCUGCAUGCCUGGGUCAAAGGUCACGAGGCAUGCAUGCGACUGGCCGAGAGACCUGUCAGUCACACUGCAGCAGAACAGCACCUGAAAAAGUGCCAGGAAUUGGAGGAGGAGCUAAAGGCUAAGUCUGCGAAUCUGGACAAGUUGAAGAAGAGUUGUCUGAGCGACGGUGAAGAACACACGGAGGAAGGCUUCAUCGGUCACUUUAACACCAUCUCACAGGCAUUAACUGCUUUAAACGAACAGAACUGCUCUCUGAAACAAUCUCAGCAGCACACAUGUGAGGCCUGGUCUGCGUUCGAAUGUGGGCGGAGUCACGUCGCCCAGAGCACCCUGAGAAUACGUCAGUCUCUUGAACAUUGCCGUAGCCCUCGCACCUCCUUCACUGCACUCCAGAACAACCUCCAUAAACUACAGGCAUUGCAAUCCGAAGCUGGGGAAACUGACAAAAAGUGGGAGGAGCUAAACAACACAUUCUCCUGUCUUACUGGUUGGAUUCAUUCAAGCACCUCACACAUAUUGUCUGAGGAGUUGGAGACGGAGAGAUCACGGUGGUCUGAGGUCAAACAUGAUCUUACACACACCUCUUCGAGCUCACAAACUCUGCUGCAGGCGUGGAAACGGUACUCGGAUUUGUCGACCUCCUACUCAGAGAAGCUACAGCAGCAGAAGGUGCGACUCUGUGACAUCUCGGAGACAAAAGCAUCAAAGCAGGACGACGACACCGAAACGCUCGCAACCUGCAUACAGCGUUUACACGACGUCCUGGAGAACACACGCAGUCUCCAGACGGACUUGGACCGAGCGCUCGACGCCUCAAGAGAGCUGACCGGACACAUGGAGCCGACGGCAGCUGCCUUCGUCCGUUCAGAGUGUCAGAUGCUGACACGUGGGCUUCAUCAGUUCGAACAGGCUGUGAAGAGAAAGUUGGGAGAGAUGCAGGAGGACUCCAGGCAGCUUCAGGAGAUUGAGCAGCUACUGGAAUCUCUAGAGACGCACUUAAAGGAGUGGACGAGCCGCCAGAGACACACAGAUGCUCAAGACAUAUCAAAGUACGAUCUGUCUGAGUUGAGCAGUCGCUCGGCAGACGUGGAGAUGCUGCAUGAGCUCAGUUACAGACUGAUCCUGAGUGACUCCAUGACCCGGAGAAUACAGAACCUGAGCAGGACUUGGGCUCAGGAGUCUGCACAGGCUCAGGAGAAGUGCAGUGAGCUGCAAGUCGUGUCUCUACGGCAGCAGGUGUUUGAGGAGAGGUGUGAGACGUGGAUGUCGUUCCUGCAGAGGAUGGAGGACAGUCUAGCAGGAGAGAUUGCAUCCACUUACCCUGGUCUCAGAGAGCAGCUUCGCACACACCAGAGGUUCCAGGCCGAGCUGUCUCUAGGCCAUCAGAUUCUACACUCUGUAAUCACAGAGGCUCUGCACCUGCUACAGAAGGGAGAGGUGGAGGACAGGAGUGAUUUCCUGUUGAAGCUAGCUCAGCUCAGAGAGCACUGGCAGGGUGCUGUACAGAGAGCGACUCAGCGGCGCACCCUGGUGGACGGGCUGAUACGCCACUGGCACCUUUACACACAUACACUGCGCAAACUUAACAAGCUGCUCACACUCGCGCACACACUCCUGCCUCCUGCUGGCCUCACACACUGUAGCGUGACACAGCUCCGCCACUUGCUCAAACAGAUCGAGCGUACUGAGCUUCUCUUCCAAAGGUCCCUGUCAUCAUACCUCCUUCUCUUGGAUGUGGGUCGUCAGCUCUUCUCCAUGAGCGACGAGGAAACACAGACAAGAUUACAGACAGAUCUCGCUGCCCUGCAGGAGGGCUGGGAGCGCUCCCAGUGCAUGCUGGGAAAGAGGAAGACUCUCAUUGCAGACAUGAUCAAGACAUGGGAGAGCUGUACGAGCCGGCUAGACGAUCUGGCGCAGCGUCUGGAAGAGCUUAAAGUCAGACUGCCAAACCAGUCGAUCCAGGAGGUGGACGAGAAGCUAAUUAAGGAGCUGCAGGACUCCCUGGAGGACUGGGCCGUGAGUCUGUGUGAAGUGAGCAGCAUGAAGACGGAUGUGUCUCAGUACAUCAUCGCUGAGGACGUGCUGAUGCUGCAGGAGCAAGAGGAGCAUCUGCGUUUCCAGUGGGAGGAACUGUGUCUUAAGGUGUCGCUGCGUAAACAGGAGAUUGCUGUUCGGUUAAAUGCGUGGAUCAUCUUCAAUGAGAAGAACAGGGAGCUCUGUGAGUGGCUCACACAGAUGGAAAGCAAGACGACGCACAGCACCGAGCUCAGCAUCGAGGAGAUGGUGGAGAAGCUGAAGAAGGACUGCAUGGAGGAGAUCAACCUGUUCAGUGAGAACAAGACUCACCUGAAGCAGCUGGGAGAGCAGCUCAUCACCGCCACCAACAAGACCAAGGAGAGCGAGAUCAAUGACAAGAUCAAGGGCAUCAGCGAGCGCUGGCAGCACCUGUUCAACCACAUCGAAGCCAGGGUGAGGAAGCUGAAGGAGACACUGGUGAUGGUGCAGCAGCUGGAUAAGAACAUGAGCAACCUGCGCACGUGGCUCUCACAUAUCGAGGGAGAGCUCACCAAACCCAUCGUGUUCAGUGUGUGUCACGGCGAUGAAAUCCAGUGCAAACUCACUGAACAACAGGAGCUGCAGAAGGACAUCGAGCAGCACACAGAGGGCGUGGCGUCGGUGCUCACUCUGUGUGACAUGUUACUCCACGACGCUGACGCCUGCAGCGGCGACGUCGAGAACGACUCCAUCCAGCAGACCACACACAGCCUAGAACGCCGCUGGAGGAACAUCUGCGCGAUGUCCAUGGAGAGGAGAAUGAGGAUCGAGGAGACAUGGCGUCUCUGGUGUAAAUUUCUGGAUGAUUACUCGCGUUUCGAGGACUGGUUGAGCACGUCAGAGCGCACAGCGGCAAACCCAGCCAGCACAGACGUUCUUUACACGUGCGCCAAGGAGGAGCUCAAAAAGUUUGAGGUGUUCCAGCGUCAGGUCCACGAGAGGCUGACACAGCUGGAGCUGGUGAAUAAACAGUACCGCCGCCUGGCCCGCGAGAACCGCACAGACGCAGCCUGCAAACUGAAGACGAUGGUGAACGAAGGGAACCGGCGCUGGGAUGAGCUGCACAGGAGAAUCAGCGCCAUCAUCCGCAGACUCAAGCACUUUACAUCUCAGAGGGAGGAGUUUGAGGGAACGAGAGAUGCUGUUCUGGUGUGGCUCACUGAGAUGGACCUGCAGCUCACUAACGUCGAGCACUUCUCCGAAAGCGACGUCCACGACAAGAUGAGACAACUUAAAGCGUUCCAGCAGGAGAUAACGCUGAACACAAAUAAGAUCGAUUCUCUGAUCGUGUUUGGAGAGAAACUGAUCCAGAAGAGCUCCCCGCUGGACGCCGUGCUGAUUGAGGACGAGCUGGAGGAGCUGCACUCUUACUGCCAGGAGGUGUUCAGCAGAGUCGCGCGUUUCCACCACCGCCUCGUCAACACGCGACCGGUCGUAGACGACGAGUGCGAUUUCUCUGACAGAGACCCGGAUAUGGACAUGGAGGAGCUGUCCUGUGUAUGGGAGAGAGACGUCGACAUGGUGACAGCGGUGUCGGUCCGGCCCUCGUCGGGUCUCGUCCUCCCUCAUUCACUAGAACCGUCCGGCAGGGAGACUCCGGUCAGCGUGGACUCUAUACCGCUGGAGUGGGACCACACGGUGGACGUGGGCGGGUCUUCAUCACCUGAGGACGAAGACGAGGCCACGUACUACAGUGCGCUCUCAGUGUCUGAGCCCUGCUGGCAAGACAGGAAACGCAUCAUCCGUUGCCUGACCGCCAGCCCGACCAACACUAGUGCUUCUUACCAUCCGGAGGGAUAUGCGAAGCUGAUGUCCGAGUGCACAGAGAGCAUAGACAACGUGAAGCGAGUCAAACACAUCCUUAAUGAUGAUGAUGUGCUGCGCGAGCAUCAGGGCCUGACCCUACUGUCAUCUGGAGACAAACAGACAGGAGUGAUUGAGCGAUGGGAGCUUCUCCAGGCUCGAACACAGGCUAAGGGCGAGGAUCUUGGUGCUCACCUGGAUCGUGCCAAGUUGAUCUCCGACCUUGAAGAGGUGAAAUCCUGUUUGGAUUGUGUGCUUCCAGAACUGGGGAUGCCGCAAAGAGGGAAGGAGAACCCGAGCAUCAAAGACAUUGAGAACAGUAUUUGCAAGCUCAAGGAGAACCAGAGGACGUUCGGCGGCUACAAGGCUCUGAUGAUCGCGGUGAAUCUAAGUGGACGGCACCUCCUGCAUGGAGAAGGAGCAGAGGUGCAGCAGCUGAAGACAGAACUGCAGGCUGCCAAUCAGAAGUGGACACAGGCCUGUGCUGCACUUGAUGCCUGGGAGAACCAGCUGCACCUUGAGCUCUUGCAGUGUCAAGAGUUCCAUGAGACCUUGCACUCUCUACUGCUGUGGCUGGCUCGAGCUGAGUCUCUGCGCUACAUCGUGAACAUUCAUGACCUGAAUGUGGACGCUGACGUACUGCAGGAACACAGAGAUACACUCAAGGCAGUCCAACGUGAGCUCCUGAGUCGAGAAGAGGAAGUGCAGUCGCUGCAGCAGAUCUCGUCCCACAUCCUCCAUGUGGAGCAUUGUGAGGAGAGCAUGGAGGCCAAGGAGAAGGUUCAUGUCGUUUACAACAAGCUUCGCCUCCUUCUCAGACAGAUCAGCCAUGACCUCAACACAAUGAAGACCAGACUGAAAAGUGAAGGAUCAUCAGUAGACCGUAAGCAUGUGCAGCACCCAGCGCUAACGGACAAGAAGACAAGUGCUGUUGAGAGGAGACCUUCUGCAUGUGCUAAGGACUUUUCCAGAGGGAGACCGUUCUUGUCCCGGGUUCUGCGAGUUGCAUUUCCACUCCAUCUGCUCUUCCUGCUGCUUCUGAUGUUGGUCUGCCUAGUGCCAGCGUCUGAAGAGGAUUACAGCUGUGCCCUGUCCAAUAACUUUGCCCGCUCCUUCUACCCCAUGCUGCGCUACACCAAUGGUCCCCCUCCUACGUGAGCAACCGGCCCUUGAAAUAUUUUUACACUAUCAGCAAUUUUAUGACAGUAUCUGAGGGGAAAAAAAAAAAGUUGUACAGAACUAAGGUUUAAAUGAAGAAGAAGAAAAUUCAUAUUUUUGGAAGGAAACAUUAUAAAUAAAAUAGAAAACCAGGUUACAACAAUGAAAUUUUUUGGUUCUAUUUUCAGUUUGGUGCAUGUUUUUACGUGUAAAAACUAUGGACUUGGCAUGAAGUAUUAGUGCAUUUAGUUUUUUAGCUACUCCGGCUGACAUGAAUUUAGAAGACAAUUCUCUAAGAGUACAUUUGAAUACAGAAACAAAAAAACAAUCGAAUACACACACAUCAAUAGAAUUAUCCGUACAUGUCAAAACUGCUGACUUGUUAUAUAGUUUUUAAACAACGAUAAAAUAUUUUAUUUUAUUUAUUUCCCCUCACCAAACAAAAGCUAUAUUAGAGAUGUACUGAGAAUUAGAGUGUGUACAGUUUUAAUUAUUUAUGGUCAUGAUGUAUAGUUUAAAGUCAAUUGUUACUUCUUAAGAAAUGAAGCUGUUUGCCCAAAGCGUGUUGAAGUACUUGGUCCUUUUUAUUUAUUUUUAUCUAACAGUCUGGUGAGAUUGUUGAAGUAGGACACUGACGACUAACAUGAUUUUACGACAAUAAAUUAUGCAUCGACACACUU